Messenger RNA from Cinara cedri, 756 nucleotides. Lineage: Eukaryota; Metazoa; Arthropoda; Insecta; Hemiptera; Aphididae. The record is from the annotation of a GenBank genome assembly.
AUGGACACGGACGAAAAAAAAAUCAAACCACCUCCAUCCAUUUUCGUCCGCGGAUUGUUGGAUUUUGCCGCACUUCGUACUAUUCUAAUCAACUCAGUUGGAAUCAAUAACUUUUUUGUCAAAUCAACUUCCAAAAACCUAAAGAUACAAUCCAUCAACUCUGACACUUACAGAUCGAUUAUAAAGUACUUGAAAGAGUCUAAAGCAGAAUGCCACAUAUUUCAAGUUCAGGAAGAUAAAUCUUUUCGUAUUGUUGUUAGAAAUUUGCAUCCAUCUACCCCAACAGUUGAUAUAGGUAUUGCAAUUCAAGAAAUUGGAUACACAGUUCGCAGUGUUAUGAACGUUUUACACAAAACCACAAAAAGUAAACUUCCGAUAUUCUUCGUUGAUUUAGAACCUGCUAAAAUCAACAAAGACAUCUUUCAUCUAAAUUCAAUACUUAACACAAAGAUCCAAAUAGAAGAACUGUACAAAAGACGGGAUAUUAUCCAGUGUACAAACUGCCAAGAGUACGGACACUCUAAAACCUAUUGUGCAUAUCCAUCAAGAUGUGUUCGCUGUAACUUCAACCAUUCAACCUUAGCUUGCAACAAGACCAAUGAUCAGCCACCUGUGUGUGUAAUCUGUGGUGGUGAUCAUACUGCAAAUUAUCGUGGAUGUCAAGUUCACAAGAAUCUGCAGAAACUCCAACACGACAAAUCCAUUUCAAACAAUAAAUUCAACAAAAAAGUAACAUUAAUUAUAGUAAUAUUGUAA